Clupea harengus (Atlantic herring) is the source of this 2165-nucleotide messenger RNA. Its product is annotated as zinc transporter ZIP3. Gene Ontology annotation, molecular function: zinc ion transmembrane transporter activity. Gene Ontology annotation, biological process: zinc ion transmembrane transport. NCBI's taxonomy places the organism in Eukaryota, Metazoa, Chordata, Actinopteri, Clupeiformes, Clupeidae. Gene Ontology annotation, cellular component: plasma membrane. The record is from RefSeq and is a predicted model, not a curated record.
AAAUGGUUCUUAUAAACUAGUUCAGUGUAUAAACUAAACAUAUGACUGAAUCAGAGCUAUAGUUGGAUACCACUUUCACACUCAACAGGAUUAUGUACAUUAAUACACUGGUUUUUAUUCAUUUCAAGAUUUGAUGUAGAAAAAAACAAUUAGAUGUUCAUAUUUCAGAGACAGACUAAAACGAAUGGAGUAAAAUCAGAAAGUGUCUGUCUCAGUGGUGGAUGCCGGGAAAGAAACACGUUCUCAUGAUGCUAAAUUUUUUUUUUUAAAUGAUCUGUGAUAAUGUUUUUUAGAUAUAAAAUAAAUGACUGGUCACUGAACCAGAUCUGACAAAAAGCACACUGAAAUGUUGUAACUACGAGAAGCGAGCUACGCUGACCUCUUUUUUGGAGUACUGCGUCACAUCCUCAAUCGCUGUUUACACAGAGAGACAGGUGCAACGGCAGUUCCCAGCAGCAGGAAGUACCAGAGGAGGAAGAACAGAGGUUGAAGCUGGGAUGCCGUCCGUGGACACCAGAGGAGGAGACUGGAGAUGACAGUCCUGGCCAGCGGUUGUGAAUUAAGCAUCCUGCAGAGCAGAAGAGUCUCCUGACCGUGGUCGUUGCCAGCGUGUCACCAUGGAGAUGGUGGUUGCUAAGAUCCUGUGCCUGCUGGGCGUGUUUGCGCUCAUGCUAGGGGGCAUUCUGGUGCCUGUGAGAGUGAUGAGAGUGGACAGUGAGAAAGCCCAGAGGUACAGGAAGGCCGUGGCCCUCAGCAACUCGUUUGGCGGGGGAGUGUUCCUGGCCACCUGCUUCAACGCACUGCUGCCUACAGUCAGAGAGAAGGUGGAGGAAGUGCUGAAGACACUGAAGAUCAGUACAGACUACCCGCUGGCCGAGACCAUGAUGAUGCUGGGCUUCUUCCUGACAGUGUUUGUGGAACAGGCCGUUCUGACCUUCCGGAAGGAGCGUCCGUCCUUCAUCGACCUGGAGACGUUCAACGCGGGCGGCUCAGAGGCCGGCAGCGACUCGGAGUACGACACCCCCUUCAUCGCCCCUCCCCGCGGGUCAGCCGCGGGUCACGGGCAUCACCACGGCCACUUCAAUCCGGCCGAGCUGGCGCGGGCCGGUCCGCUGCGCCUCGCCAGCCUGGUGCUAGCGCUGUCGGCCCACUCUGUGUUCGAGGGGCUCGCCCUGGGCCUUCAGGAGGACGGCGCCAAGCUUGGCAGCCUCUUCGUGGGCGUGGCCAUCCAUGAGACCCUGGCGGCCGUGGCCCUGGGGGUCAGCGUGGCCAAAGCCGGGCUGCCCAUGCGGGACGCCACCAAGCUGGCGAUGACGGUGAGCCUCAUGAUCCCGGUGGGCAUCGGGCUGGGCAUGGGCAUCGAGACGGCGCAGAACCUGGCAAGCAGCAUUGUGUCGGUGGUGCUGCAGGGCAUGGCAGCGGGCACCUUCCUCUUCAUCACCUUCUUCGAGAUCCUGUCACGAGAGCUGGAGGACAAACACGACCGGCUGCUCAAGGUGCUCUUCCUCAUCAUGGGCUACGGCAUCCUGGCAGGCCUGGUCUUCGUUAAGUGGUGAUGAGGGAGCAGAUUACUGCUCACAGUCAGGGGUGCCCGCCACACACACAAACACACACAUAAACAUGCACACACACACACACACACACACACAGAAAACCAGCUGUUCACCGCCUCCACCAGCACAACCAAAGGAAACACUUGUUGGUGUUAUCGCAGUGCAGCUGGCUUUUAAAUCAGCCAAGGACAGAGUAAAGAGAGAAAAGAGGCUGGAGAUCUGACCCAGAUGACCCAGCCUGGUUAAUCUGCUAUGAAGUCAGCCUAAUGAUUUCUUAUGAAGGAAGCCACGUCACAUAUUAUCCUCUCUCUCUCUAAUAUAUAUAUAUAUAUAUAUAUAUAUAUUAUAUUAUAUAUAAUAUAUGAUAAUAAUAACACUAAUUCAUAUAUAAUUGUUUACAAAAGUCAAACACCGGAUCCUAGCAGAAGAGGGCAUAUCUAAGAACACCUCUGCAGGUUUUAGGCGUAAAUAUCGUGUGCCUUCACGUGUUGGCCUGUAUAUAAGUAUUUAUGAGGGAUUUGAUGGUGAACUGUUUCAGGGCAUACUCUCCCGUAGAAUGCCAUCUUUUAGCAUUCGGUGUGCUGUUGCUAAUGUGUGUGUGUGUGUGUGUGU